GGACGACGUUCUGGCCAUUGCAACAUUGACCACCGCGGCGGCAGGUAAACUGGCCUGGUCAGCCCACAGCCAGCCUCAUGCCAGCCUCUACAAAAUGGCGCGAGCUCUGCCAACAGUCGCUCACUCUUCUACGUACGUUCGCCGGUCGAUCCUUCGCGUUACAAGCCGUACUAGACAUCACAUCUGUUUCACUUUAUCGACAACAUGUCUCUUACUCCUCGACGGAACAAGAAGGAAGAUGACCCGAAGAUGAUUGGGUUGUGGAAGAUUGGCAGGACCAUCGGGAAGGGGAGCUGUGGACGUGUCCGUAUCGCGCGACACAGCAAGACAGGUCAAUACGCCGCGGUCAAAAUCGUCUCAAAGACCAGUAUCAUGAACUCUAGGAUGGCGCUGCACAGCCCGAGCGACCAGGCGGACCGCAUGUACAGCAUUGAACGCGAAAUCGUCGUCAUGAAGCUGAUCGAGCACCCCAACAUCAUGCGCCUCUACGACGUCUGGGAGACGUCUUCGGAGCUGUAUCUCAUCCUCGAAUACGUCGAGGGCGGUGAGCUCUUCGACUACCUCUGCGAGAAACGUCGGCUCUCCACGUACGAGGCCCUCGGCUUCUUCCAGCAGAUCAUCGCCGCCGUGAAUUACUGCCACCGCUUCAACAUCGCCCACCGCGACUUGAAGCCGGAGAACUUGCUGCUCGACCAGAACAAGAACAUCAAGGUCGUCGACUUCGGGAUGGCCGCCUGGCAGGGCAAGGCGGACCUCCUCCGGACCUCGUGCGGCAGUCCUCACUACGCCGCCCCCGAGGUCGUCAUGGGGUGCACCUACAACGGCGCCUCUGCCGAUAUCUGGUCUUGCGGCGUCAUCCUCUACGCUCUGUUAGCUGGGAGACUGCCCUUCGACGACGAAGACCUGGACACACUACUCGAUAAGGUUAAGGGUGGCAAAUUCGUGAUGCCUGGGGACAUCGACCCGCGCGCGAGCGACCUCAUCUCGAGGAUGCUCACAAAGGACGUCGCGAAGCGCAUUACCAUCCCCGAGAUCAUGCAGCAUCGGUUCUUCACGUCACAGCCUCCGAAGAAGAUGGACUGCGACGUCCCCAACCUUGACGAGAUCGCACGGCCGCUCAGCAGCGAAGACGACAUCGACUGUGACAUCUUCGGUAACCUGCGUUCUCUCUGGCACGGUCGGUCUGACGAGGAGAUCAUCGCGAGCCUCCUCAACAAGGAGCCGUCUUGGGAGAAGGGUGUUUACCAUCUCCUUGUCCGCUACCGCAUGACUCACAUGGAGAACUACGACGAGGAGGAGGAAGAAAAAGUUGUAGCGAAGCGCGUGUCGAAGCGACGUGCCAAGCGGGACCAGGAGAACGCGGGAGAACGCUCAGAGCUCCUGGCCUCUUUGCCUCCUCGCGCAGGGCCUCCGACGCCUAGUCGGGCAGCACGAGAAGGGCAACCACAGGUGUCGCCGUCGCCCAGCCGGGGCCUCAGCCAGAUGCGACAGCUGUCGUUCCUGAACUCGAGCCUCGCACUGAACAGCAUGGCUGACGCCUCGACGCCGCGCAAACCUCGAGCCCAGCCGUCCUCUUCCAGCGCAGCCACCCCCGCUUCAGCUCUUCUGUCUCCCUUGCCUGCGACCUCUGCGAGCCCAGCGGUACCGACGGGCGGUGUCAUGCAAGACGACCGAAUUCAACAAUUCAUGCUUCAGAUUUCGGAGCAUCUCAGCGUCAUGCAGCCUGCCGGUUCACGUCCACCUCUCGAUUCCGUUCAAACGCCUAGGGCGACGGCUGCUCCGCCUCCGACGCCCUACGCAAUGGACCCACGGAGCCCCGGGCGCGACAUGCAGACCCCAUUGGGACGACGAGGCAUGGCUACAGCAGACAUCUUCGGCGUCGAAGGCCCCGCACAGAGCAAGACGACACGGCCUCUCAGUGUCCGCCCACGCUCUCCUGCGAAGUCGGUUGCAAGUGUUGACAAGGAGAACGUUCCCCGCCUGACUGUCGACACACGUAUUGGGGCUCACUACAUGCAUUCACCAGGACGCAGGUCCUCUGCAUACAGUACAGACAGCGGGCGACGCGUACAGAUCCUAGAGCCGCCGGUUAUCGAGCGUGGUCGCCUGAAGAAGAGACGCAACCCGGGACAGUCGCCGACUUCCCCAGCUUCGUCCGCGAUGUCUACGGGCUCGUCCUUCGUCAUGUCUUCUACGCCCCGCCGCCGAUGGUUCCCGCAGCUCUUCAAGUUCAAGCCGACGCAGUUUCAUCUCCUAUCUGUGGCAGACGCACACCGCUCUGUGAGCACCUGCCGCCAGAUCCUCGAACAGAUGGGCGUCACCACCGCGCUCGCGUACGAGCCAUCCGAAGACCCCGCCUCCCCCGACUCGGAUACCUUCACGCUCAAGUGCUGGCUCGAGGACCCGCGCGACACCCGGGGAGCGAUGUCCUCGCUUAAGGGUGUCCGUUUCCGCGUGGAGGUCCACCGCCCGAGUUCGAUCCAGACGAUCGCGGGCUACGCGGUGCUGCUGAGCUUGGUGCUGGAGAAGGGCGCGGCGACGACGCUGAAGCUGGUGUACAACCGGCUGAGGAGGGGGUGGGACUUGGACUCGCAGGAUUUACCUCCGGCUAGUCGUAGCCACGAAGUGGAAGACGACGAGCGGUUCGUAGAGGUGGUGUACGCGCAGUGAGCUGAACGACGGACGAGUGCGAUGGUAGAAUCGCGUAUGAUGACAUUGACAAGCACGACCCGCCGUGCAGACGGGUGAUGGGUCGUAAUGUGGAGGAUGUGAUAUAGAAGUGUGGAGGGAAGAUAUU
Molecule: messenger RNA, 2797 nt
Organism: Rhodofomes roseus
Lineage: Eukaryota; Fungi; Basidiomycota; Agaricomycetes; Polyporales; Fomitopsidaceae
Product: kinase-like domain-containing protein
Exons: 2
Coding region: 205-2670 (821 amino acids)
Biological process (GO): protein phosphorylation; intracellular signal transduction
Cellular component (GO): cytoplasm
Molecular function (GO): protein serine/threonine kinase activity; ATP binding
Source: RefSeq, a predicted model, not a curated record